This is a messenger RNA of Strongylocentrotus purpuratus (purple sea urchin), 1275 nucleotides long. It is a transcript of the gene echdc3, whose product is annotated as enoyl-CoA hydratase domain-containing protein 3, mitochondrial. The coding region runs from base 46 to 996 and encodes 316 amino acids. Gene Ontology annotation, molecular function: hydro-lyase activity. Gene Ontology annotation, cellular component: mitochondrion. Lineage: Eukaryota; Metazoa; Echinodermata; Echinoidea; Camarodonta; Strongylocentrotidae. The record is from RefSeq and is a predicted model, not a curated record. The transcript has 9 exons.
AGUGCAUGUGGGCGUGUCAAUUGCAAUAUCAUCGACCAAAUCAAAAUGGCCGCGCCCACAAGUGUUUAUUUUGCUGCCAGGCUUGCCGCAAUUCCAGCCAAAACAUCUCGCUUUCGGACUACUCUAUUGACAAGAAAUGUUCUUCCAUGCAUCAACCGAUCUGUUCUCCUACAUCAGAGGAGGAGCUUCUCUGCAGAGAGCAGUCCAUCACUCACCCAGAUCACUCAGGUAGAUGGUAUCAGAAAGAUCACUCUCAGCAAUCCUAAAAAGAGGAAUGCCCUAUCUCUCGCCAUGCUUACUGAAGUGACCAAGGAGUUAACUCGUGAUGUUGAUGGUGGUGACCUUAGAGCUAUCAUCAUUGCUUCCGAGGGACCGGUCUACUCAGCAGGACAUGAUCUCAAGGAAUUGACAACGGGUACAGGGCGUGCUUACCAUGCCCAGGUGUUCAAGAAAUGCUCUGAAAUGAUGAUGCUGGUUGAAGAUCUUCCGAUCCCUGUCAUUGCUCAAGUCAAAGGUCUUGCCACUGCUGCUGGAUGUCAGCUGGUAGCGAGUUGUGAUAUUGCUGUGGCUGCAGACACUGCCAGAUUUGCUACCCCAGGUAUAUCGGUAGGUUUGUUCUGUUCGACACCAGCCGUGGCCUUAGGCAGAUCAGUCCCUAAGAAGAUCGCCAUGCAGAUGCUCUUAACUGCUGAACCUAUAUCAGCCGAGGAUGCUCUCAAACACGGCUUGGUCAGCAAGGUCGUGCCUGAAGAAGCAGUGGAGGAAGAAACUAUGAAGAUAGCCAAAAAGAUCUGCGAGUACAGCGGAUCCGUCAUCUCUCUAGGAAAGGCUUGCUUCAACUCACAAAUGAAGAUGGACAGAAAUUCGGCCUAUGAUCAUGCCAGUGAUGUAAUGGUGAACAAUUUAUCCCUGGUGGAAGGACAGGAGGGAAUUAAUGCAUUCGUCAAUAAGAGGUCACCAGUCUGGAGGCAUGGCUUUGACAAGGCCCAUGAAUGAGCUCCCUUCUCCUUCUCCUUUUCACUCUCUUUGUCUCUCUUUCUCUCUUUCUUCAAAAAGUCCUUUGCUUGUGUGAUGAAGUACAGUACCAAGUCUUCCGUUUUACCUUCAUGAAGUGUAGUAUUGUGGUUGCAUCUUUAAAUCAUACACUUCUUAUUGCAUCCACAUUACAGAGAAUGAGGCUUUAAAAAAAGUUUCCACUAUACAGUGCGAGUCAAAAAAAAGUUUACAACUAGAAAAUUGCAAACAAUGCCUCAUGUUCAUCCCAGCAUGAACACC